Molecule: messenger RNA, 2254 nt
Organism: Aedes albopictus (Asian tiger mosquito)
Lineage: Eukaryota; Metazoa; Arthropoda; Insecta; Diptera; Culicidae
Product: protein tumorous imaginal discs, mitochondrial-like
Exons: 5
Coding region: 234-2027 (597 amino acids)
Biological process (GO): response to heat; protein folding; negative regulation of apoptotic process
Cellular component (GO): mitochondrion
Molecular function (GO): heat shock protein binding; ATP binding
Source: RefSeq, a predicted model, not a curated record
GGUGUUCCGAAAUUUCUCGCGCAGAUCACACUUCACACAUUUUCCUUUCGCUGGCAAUCAUCAUCAGAAGAAAUCCGCGAACAGCGAAAAAGUAGCCGCCGGGUCGUACGAUAUUCCUCUUCUCUGGUCGGAGAAGCGCGUGUGUUUUGCUGCUUUCUGUCGCUUCUGGUUUGGUUCGGUCCGUGAAAAAGUGAACUGCAAGUGCCGCGCCUGCCGUCUGCCACCGAAACGAAAUGAACACCCGUGGAUUGCUCCAGAGAGGUUUGCGGAUUAUCAAUGGAAAGAAGAUUCUGGUAGCUACGAGCACCGCCCGGCAGUUCAGUUCCGCUGCCACUGGGGGCGUUGUGGGGUAUGGUUGCUGCACGCAUUGCCGGCCACUUGAUGGCGGUUCGCCAUCUGCGGCCCUGUUUGCCAACGAGAAGCAGCGGAAUAAAGGAACCACUAUCGUCCAGACGAGGUCGAUCAGCACCAGUAACGUGCUGUUGAAGAAGGAUUACUACAGUGUAUUGGGAGUGGCCAAGAACUCAUCGGCUAAGGAAAUCAAGAAGGCCUACUACCAGCUGGCCAAGAAGUACCACCCGGACACAAACAAGGGCGAUCCGGAUUCGAGCCGAAAGUUUCAGGAAGUUUCCGAAGCGUACGAGGUGCUGAGUGAUGACACCAAAAGGCGGGAGUACGACACGUACGGACAGACUUCGGAACAGAUGGGCAGAGCUGGCAAUGGUCCGGCAGGUCACGGGCCACAAGGUUUCUCGCAGAACUGGCAGUUCCGCAGUACGAUCGAUCCAGAGGAGCUGUUCCGGAAGAUUUUCGGCGACGGUGGAUUCAAGGCCGGUUUUGAAGAUUUCUCCGAUUCGCGGUACGGAUUCGGCGGUGCCCAGGAGGUGAUGAUGAAUCUGACGUUUGCCCAGGCGGCUCGCGGCGUGAAUAAGGACAUCGACGUCAACGUGGUGGACACUUGCCCGAAAUGUACGGGAUCGCGUUGUGAACCGGGUACCAAGCCGGGCAAGUGCCAGUACUGUAACGGAACUGGCAUGGAGACGAUUUCGACUGGGCCGUUCGUGAUGAGAUCCACCUGUCGGUACUGUCAGGGAACGCGAAUGUACAUCAAAUAUCCGUGUUUGGAAUGCGGCGGCAAAGGACAAACCGUGCAGCGGAAGCGGGUAACCGUUCCGGUGCCGGCCGGCGUCGAGGAUGGACAAACGGUGCGGAUGAGCGUUGGCAACAAGGAACUGUUCAUCACAUUCAACGUGGAGAAAAGUCGUUACUUCCGCCGGGAUGGUGCCGAUGUACACACCGAAGCUAACAUUUCCCUCUCGCAAGCGGUUCUCGGCGGCACGAUACGGGUGCAGGGCGUGUAUGAAGAUCAAACCAUCCAGGUGACACCCGGUACAUCGUCACAUACUCGGGUCUGUCUCCGCGGAAAGGGUCUCAAACGGGUCAACAGCUAUGGAACGGGUGAUCACUAUGUUCACCUGAAGAUUCAGAUUCCUGCCAAGCUGAACAACAAGCAGAAAGCGCUGAUACAGGCCUACGCGGAGCUGGAAGAAGACACCCCCGGGCAAAUAAUGGGCGUUACAUUCAAAACAGACGGUAAGUCCUCUUCUGGGUCUGGUUCGUCCAGCUCGUCGUCAUCCUCUUCGGCCUCGUCCGCGUCCGCAUCCGCGUCUGGGACCUCCGCGUCCUCAUCGUGGUCCUCGAACUCGUCAUCCCGUUCCAAGGCAUCGGCGUCCCAGGAGGAGGAAUCCAUCUCGGACAGGUUCACGCAGCGUCCGAAGGAGGAUGACUUCAAGGACUACCAGUCGCACGACAAAACCGGUUCUCGGGAUCACAAAAAGGACCAGCUGGGAGGAUCAAGGUUCUAUUUUGGACUGGGCGUGGCUCUGGUUUUCGUGUGGUACGUGUACUACAGCUACCAGCAAAUUCCACACCAGCUGGAACUGGAACGGGAUGCAGCGUUGGAGAGACAACGACGAACGGUUCAGACUCAGCCACAGCCGCAGAAAAGUCCUUUCGACGAAGCUUGAACCGUGGAGGAUGCUUUUAUCUUAGAGCUAUGAAUGGAUUGUGCUUGUUGUGUUAGAUUAGUAACUGAUCUAACGACGAUUGUUAAGUGGUAUUUUGAAUGCAAUGAGAAGCAGUCGAUAGAUUCCAAGUUCUUCCGGCUGAUUGGCUUGUACAUUUAGUAACUAUUUCUAGGACCUAUUAAACAAUUGACAAAUAAAAAUUGCAUCGAUUGCAUUGGGAACACACA